This is a messenger RNA of Rhipicephalus sanguineus (brown dog tick), 5808 nucleotides long. RefSeq lists its product as uncharacterized. The coding region runs from base 1 to 5808 and encodes 1935 amino acids. The transcript has a single exon. The record is from RefSeq and is a predicted model, not a curated record. Lineage: Eukaryota; Metazoa; Arthropoda; Arachnida; Ixodida; Ixodidae. Gene Ontology annotation, molecular function: nucleic acid binding. Gene Ontology annotation, biological process: DNA integration.
AUGGAACAGGACAAGCUGACAGAGCAGACCGCAGAGAACUGCACCGCAUUAGAGCACGAACCUGCGGCGAUCAACGUUCGUCCGCGCAGAGUAACUACACUCUCAGCGAAAGCUACAGAGAAUUAUGAAGCGAGCUGCGAACAGCAUCGCCGUAGAACAGACGCUGCAUGGGAGUGCGUCGAGGCGGCCAUCCUCAAGCUAUCCAACGCGCACGAAGAGGCUGUCGACGUUAUCGCUGCGCAGCUUCGUUCAAGCUAUGAGCGAUACAAGAAGAUCACCGACAAGUACACUGCUUUCUUGACCGCUACGGAGACGCAGGCAAGUCGGAAAGAGCUCGACAUGUUAAGUGCGAUAGACGCGGAUCGAGACAUGAUAGUGAAAGAGAGGCUUCGAGAGACCACGGAGCAAGCGCGCAACCUCAGAGCGGAAACUGCGUCGAAGCGCUCGCUAUCGGUCAGCUCAAGAGCUUCGUCAGUGUCACGACGCUCGCGUUCCUCGACCAUGAGCAUAGCUGCAGCACAGGCGCGUGCGCAGGCAGACGCCAUCAGAGCCAGGGCAGCCUUCAGCCGUAGAGAAGCUGCGAUGCGCCUCGAGAAAGCCAAGAUUGAUGCAGAACUAGAAAUCCUGCAUCACGAGAGAGAAGUGGCCGUCGCAGAAGCUCAAGCAAAUGCGUUGGAGGCAGCUGCGGAGCAGGAUGGCGGGGAGAGGUCACGAGUGACGCCUUCCAUUGACCCGACCUUACGGACCGCGAGCUAUGUAACCCAACAGGAAGAAUUAAACGGGAGGUUUCAGUCGCCUCAUUCACCUGUUGUCUCUAGGACAAACCGCGAUGAGAACGACAGCGUCCUUUCAGGAGCUGCUGUAGCUCAGAACAGUCCGACGGGCGUUCGCGUCAUUCAACCUCCGCCUAUUCAUGAGGUAGCGCCCGACGGUUCAAGCACGGAGCUGGCUGGUGUCCUAAAAUUCUUGUGCCGAAGAGAUCUUGUUUCGGGUGGCCUCACGAAGUUUGAUGACCAGCCCGAAAAUUAUCGCGCCUGGAAAUCGUCCUUCAAAGGUGUCACUCGUGAUCUGGGUCUCUCCCCUCGGGAGGAGUUAGAUCUACUUAUCAAGUGGCUCGGCCCAAGAUCUGCGACACAGGCACAAAGGCUCAAAUCUGUGCACGUGGAAGAUUUCGCAGCAGGUCUGAACACCGUGUGGAAUAGGUUAGACGGCACCUAUGGUUGCCCUGAGGUGGUGGAGGACUCUUUGCUAAAAAGACUCGAAGAUUUCCCGAGGGUGUCUCACCGGGAUGCCUUUAAACUUCAGGAGCUUAGCGAUCUUCUCCUUGAACUUGAAGUUGCAAAGGCGGACCCACAUUUGGCAGGUCUCAGGUACCUAGACACCGCAAGAGGAGUGAAUGCUAUCGUCGCAAAGCUCCCUCCCGGUCUGCAGGAGAAAUGGAUGUCGGCAGGGUCAAAAUACAAAAAAGAACAUCAGACUGCAUUUCCGCCGUUUUCCUUCUUCUCAAAAUUCAUAAUGGAUGAAGCCGGUAUGAGGAACGACCCAAGUUUUAAGCUUUCGCGCGAUACGCCAGCUGACUUCAGCGCAAGGAAACAGGACAACUCUAAAACAAGGCCGAAAGCAACCGUCUCCACAAAGAAAACUGAAAUCGACUCCACUUCAGCGGAUGCAUGUCAGGACACUAUCCCAAACGGGCAGCCAGCUCAGGCAAAGAACUCGGUGGACAAAUGGUGUCCCCUCCAUAAGAAGCCUCACCCCUUAGAGAAGUGUCGCGCCUUCCGAGAGAAGAAUCAGGAAGAAAGGACGGAAUUUCUCAGGCAGCAAGGAAUCUGCAUGCGCUGCUGUUUGUCGCACAGUCACAUCAAAGCGCAAUGCCAGGCAAUCUUGAGGUGCCGCGUAUGCGACAGUGGCGACCACGCUACAGCCUUACACGUUGCAUCGCCAAGUUCACCACUCUCGAGUGUAACCGCCUCCAACGUGAGCGCAGCAGAGAGUUCCGAGAGACGGGUAACAUCUACACGUACUCAUGUUGCGAGUGGAAGCGAUGACAGCAAGUCGUGCGCAAAACUUUGCCUUGUGGAUGUGGCUCACGACUCUGAUCCCAGCAAGACUCUUAGAGCAUACGUAAUCCUGGAUGAGCAAAGUAACCGCUCACUAAUCAAGUCAGAACUCCUUGAUUACUUCCGGGUGAACGGAACUCCUGUCCAGUACACAUUGCGCACCUGUUCAGGCAACACUGCGGUAGCUGGAAGAUCAGCCGACGGCUUCUCCAUACACAGCUUAGCCGGCGAUGUGAAGCUGCACCUUCCACCUUUGCUCGAGUGCAACGAGAUCCCUGAUAACAGGAGCGAAAUUCCAACUCCGGACGCUGCGCAGAGCUACCCUCAUUUAAGAAAAAUUGCGAAUGAGAUUCCGCCCAUUGACUCAGAAGCCAACAUUCUACUUCUCCUGGGACGAGACAUACUAAGAGCCCACAAGGUGCGCCGGACUCUCAACGGGCCGCACGACGCUCCUUACGCUCAGAAACUCGACCUGGGUUGGGUCAUCGUGGGCGACGUCUGCGCCAACCGCACGCGGAAGGCAACGAGCGUUAACGUGUUCAAGACUCACGUGCUGGAAAACGGACGGCCUUCGCUCUUCGAGCCAUGCUCCAAUCAUUUCUUCGUUAAAGAAACACCGGUCCCCAAGGCUAAUGAACUUCCGCCUCCUCAAGGCUCAACCGUAACGGCAGACACAAAAGGCAUCCAUUCCCAUCGGCUAUUUGAAACCACUAAUUCAGAUGAGCAGCGUGCUCUCUCUAUCGAGGACAGAAAAUUUAUCGAAAUGAUGGACAGGGAUUUCGCUCGAAACGAAACCAACAGCUGGGUCGCACCACUUCCAUUCCGCACCCCGAGAUGCAAGCUUCCGAACAACAGACAGCAAGCUCUCUCUCGUCUGUUUUCAUUGCGCAGAACGCUGCUGAGGAACCCGGAGACGAGGGAGCGUUUUAUGAGGUUCAUGGAGGAAUUGUUCGUGAGCGGACACGCCGAGGAAGCUCCCCCACUUUGUGAGAACGACGAGCGCUGGUAUUUGCCGAUAUUCGGUGUGUGCCACCCACAAAAGCCCGAUCAGAUAAGGGUAGUUUUUGAUUCAAGCGCUCAGCACGAAGGGGUCUCCCUAAACAGCGCCCUACUGACUGGUCCUGACAUGACAAACAAUCUUGUCGGAAUCUUGGUGCGCUUCCGGGAAGAACCGGUGGGAGUAAUGGCAGAUGUCCAACAAAUGUUUUACAGUUUCACGGUUCGAGAGGACCAUCGAGACUUCCUGAGGUUUCUCUGGUUCAGAGACAACGACUUGAACAGAGAGAUAAUUGAGUGCCGAAUGAAAGUACAUGUUUUCGGCAACAGCCCAUCGCCCGCCGUAGCUACCUAUGGGCUUCGACGAACAGCUCGAGAGGCUGUUCAGCAGUUCGGAGAGGACGCAAAGAAGUUUGUCGAAAGAGACUUCUACGUGGACGAUGCCCUGAAGUCGUUUCCAACCGAAGAGGAUGCCAUUGGCCUGUUAAAGACGACGCAACAAAUGCUUGCAUCUGCUAACAUUCGGCUGCACAAAAUAGCCUCAAACAGGCAAAACGUUUUGCUUGCGUUCCCAUCCGAGGACCACGCGAAAGGUUUGCAAAACCUCGACUUCAGCGCUGACCCAUUGCCCACACAGAGAAGCCUUGGCUUGCUUUGGGACGUACGCGACGACAGCUUCGUUUUCCGGGCCCCACUUCAGGACAAGCCAUAUACUCGGAGAGGUGUAUUAUCGACGGUCAAUAGCCUAUACGACCCGCUGGGUUUUGUAGCUCCAGUCACGGUGCAAGGAAAACAUCUGCUUCGCGAGCUGACUGCAGAAGGCUACGACUGGGACACUCCUCUCUCGGAGGACAAGCGACAACAGUGGGACGACUGGAAAACCUCGCUUCACGCAUUACAUGAUCUCCGAAUCGCACGAUCGUAUGCACCAAUGUCGCUACGCGAGGCCCGAUGCAAAGAACUUCACGUCUUCUCGGACGCGUCCACGAAAGCCGUAGCAGCAGUGGCAUAUCUGCGUGUGAUCGACGUAGACGGGGGCAAACACAUUGGAUUUGUUAUGGGAAAGGCCAAACUGACCCCUCAGCCAGAACACACCAUACCAAGGCUUGAGUUGUGUGCAGCGGUGCUUGCGGUUGAAAUGACUGAUUUCAUCCUACGAGAGAUAGACUUUCGGCCGGACUCAGUUGUAUUCUACACAGACAGCAAGGUGGUUUUGGGAUAUAUUUUCAACGAGACCAGGCGGUUCCACGUGUACGUAGCCAACAGAGUCCAGCGCAUUCGCAAGAGCACGCGACCGGAGCAGUGGAAGUACGUCCGCACGGACGAAAAUCCGGCAGACCACGCCACGAGAAUGGUGCCAGCGACGCGGCUCAAGGGCACGAACUGGUUCACGGCACCAGACUUCCUUUCGCGGCAUGAGACAGAUCCCGCAACACAGGAUUUCGUCCUCGUGGAUCCUGAUCAUGACAAAGAACUGAGGCCCGAGGCCAGCACGUUUGUUACCAAGGUGAACGUAAACGAACGACUCGGAUCCAACCGCUUCAGUAGGUUUUCAAGCUGGCAAUCACUACAACGCGCUGUCGCCAGUCUGAUCCGCGUAGUACGGCAGCGGGGAAAAGAGCCCCAGCCAGAGGCAGAUGCUGUGCUGCUGCUACUGAGGGCCAAGACUGUCGCAAUUGGGGCAGUACAGCAGGAUGCUUUCUCCGAGGAGAUACACUGCAUUCGUGAGCAAAAGUCACUUCCUAGAAAUAGCCCACUCCGAAAACUCGAUCCGUUUCUCGACGCACGCGGUUUGCUUCGCGUCGGCGGCCGCUUGAACAAAGGCGACUUUCCGGAUGACGAAAGAAACCCCCUGAUAAUCCCGGGCCGGCACCAUGUCGCGACACUCCUUGUGCGUCACUACCAUGAGCGUGUGCAACACCAAGGCAGACACUUUACUGAGGGCGCCAUUCGGUCGGCUGGUUUCUGGCUAAUUGGAGGCAAGAGGUGCAUCUGCUCAGUGCUGUCGGGUUGCGUUUUAUGCAAGAAGCUCAGGGGACGCUUCCAAGAGCAGAAAAUGGCCGACCUUCCAAAAGACCGGCUCAGCGAGGAUCCUCCCUUCACAAACGUUGGCAUUGACGUAUUUGGUUCAUGGACCAUCGCUGCCCGCCGAACAAGAGGUGGAAUAGCCAACAGCAAGCGCUGGGCAGUUAUAUUUACUUGCCUCAGCAUUCGCGCCGUGCACAUUGAAGUUAUCGAAUCACUCGACACGACAGCCUUCAUCAAUGCCCUUCGUAGGUUCUUGGCAAUACGAGGACCUGUCAAGCUGAUACGUUCUGACUGCGGAACAAACUUCGUCGGAGCGUGCAGGGAACUAGGAAUCAACGCCAAGAGCCUCGAUAGUUCAGACGUUGGCAACUUCCUUAGCGAAAACGGCUGCACGUGGGCAUUCAACCCACCACAUGCUUCUCAUAUGGGCGGAGCGUGGGAGCGGAUGAUUGGAAUCACACGCCGCAUCCUUGACUCUAUGCUCAUUCAGAACCGGCACCAUCAUCUCACGCACGACACGCUUGCGACCUUCAUGGCAGAAGUGUCCGCCAUCAUCAAUGCCAGGCCCUUAGCCCCCGUAUCAUAUGACCCCGAAGAUCCCUAUCUUCUCACUCCAGCAACUCUCCUGACACAAAAAACAGGGGAACAACGCGCCAGCUCCUGGAAAACUGGACACAGGCAACCUAUACAAGCGGCGCUGGCAACAAGUGCAGGGCCUCACUAA